Messenger RNA from Racocetra fulgida, 791 nucleotides. Lineage: Eukaryota; Fungi; Glomeromycota; Glomeromycetes; Diversisporales; Gigasporaceae. The record is from the annotation of a GenBank genome assembly.
UCUUGGCUCCGGAAUAGUCGAUUGUUACGGUGUUAGUAAAGACCCAAAAACGGGCAGUUAUGUGAUGGUGAUGCGAUAUGCUGAACAAGGAAAUUUACGUCAUUAUCUUUCCAAGUAUUUUACUGACUUGUCAUGGGACGAAAAAAUUGUAUUAUUUGAUCGUAUCGGAAAAGCACUGAAAGGAAUUCAUGAUUCUGGUUUAAGACCUCCUAUUGUCUCCGGAACCCCGAAAGGUUAUGUGGCCGCGAUGCUUCGUUGCUGGGACUGUGACCCGUCUAAACGUCCAACCAUUGAUGAACUAUUAAAUAUGUCAUACAAAUGGCGCUACCUGUCAGACGGAAAAGCUCCCUUCCAAGGUCCCAAGACAAAGAAAGUAAAGAGUGGUCACGUCAAGUCUGUACUUACCAAUUCUAAUACAGUGCACCCUCAAGCUUUCUACACUAGCAGAUUACUGCAUUAUCCUAAUUUACCAGAACCCAGAAACUCUGAUCAUUAUACACUUUUUGAUUCAACAACUGGUUCCAAAAAAGACUCCGAUAGAUCUUCGUUUGUGCCAGAUGAACUUUCAUCGUUCGCCUCUUCUGAUAAGGGCAAGGAAAAGGCCCAGGAAGAGUAUCGUCCUCGCACCACUAGAAGGGAAUCCAUAACUAGGAGUAUGACAUUAAAUAGUAAAAUAGAUAAAGAUGCGAUUGAGAGAAUAAGAUCCGAGCUAUCUCAUUAUCGAUGGAACUCUACGAUUAAUGAUAUUCCUAGACAAGUGGAACUUUUAAGAAUUGAUGGUAAUUUUGAGA